GUCACGUGCGAGUGAAGUCACCGGAGGACGAAUCGCUAGUAGGAACUGUUCGCAAUCAUGGGUCUGGCUGAGGGGUUGGCAGCGAGGAUGGCGCCCCACCUGUACAUACAGGAGCCCCUGAGCGCCCAGCAACUGAAGAAGCUGGAGGAACACAAAUACAGCGCUUCCGGGCGCUCUCUCGUCGAGCCACCCAUGCAGGUGUAUUGGAACUGGCUGGUGGAGAAGGUGCCGCUGUGGCUGGCACCCAAUACUAUCACUAUGGUGGGACUGCUGCUCAACGUCCUCUCCACACUUAUACUUGUCUGUUACUGCCCGACUGCAACUGAGGGGGCUCCAUUUUGGACAUACCUUCUUUGCGCCAUAGGACUUUUUGUUUAUCAGUCAUUGGAUGCAAUUGAUGGAAAACAGGCUCGAAGGACAAAUAGCAGCUCGCCUCUCGGUGAAAUGUUUGAUCAUGGAUGUGACUCCAUCUCCAUAGUAUUUGUCAAUCUGGGGACAAUCGCUGCGGUCCGGCUUGGAACCCUUCCUGGAUGGAUGUUCUACUGUUGCUUUGUGGGCAUGUUCAUGUUUUACUGUGCUCAGUGGCAGACCUAUGUAUGUGGCACUCUGAAGUUUGGCAUAAUUGAUGUCACCGAACUUCAGCUUUCUGUUACAGUAAUGUUUCUCAUGACGGCAGUUUGUGGCCCAGAAUUAUGGGACUACGAGAUCCCCUUCACUGGCCUUCCUAUGAAAACAAUUCCUCUUCUAGGAAUAAUAGGAGGAACGGUGUAUUCCUGCAGUAACUAUUUUAGAGUCAUUCUCAGCGGAGGAGUGGGUAAAAAUGGAUCCACAGUUGCAGGAACCAGUGUACUAUCGCCCGGCUUACAUAUUGGACUUGUUCUCUUACUGGCAUUAAUGAUUUAUAAAAAAUCAACGACAAACCUGUUCCUCCAAAAUCCAUGCCUUUAUACAUUAGCAUUUGGAUUUGUGAGUGCUAAAAUCACCAUUAAGUUAGUGAUAGCUCAUAUGACUAAAAGUGAAAUCUCACUUCAAGACACAGCGUUUAUUGGGCCAGGGCUGUUAUUCUUCAACCAGUAUUUCAACAGCUUCAUCGAUGAAUACAUUGUCCUGUGGAUAGCAAUGGUUAUUUCUUUUGCGGACUUGCUGAGAUACUGCAUAAGUGUUUGCCUGCAAAUUGCAACACAUCUGCGAAUAUCUGUCUUCAGAAUCUCCUCUAAUCAAGCUGCUGAGCAGGUUCAAACCCAAAAACAAAAACUCACUGACUAACUGCCCAAAAGGAGGAAAAGAAACAGAAAAGGGUUGCCUAGAAUAAAUGAUUUUCCUGCUAUACUCACCUUGAUAUAACCAACCAUCAGAGGAGAUUUAAUUACUAGUCAUGUAAUUAUACUAAAUAUUAUUAAAUAUAAGCAAGUCCCUUCAGAUUGUAUUGCUGGGCCAUAAUCGUUAUUAGACCCAGAUUCUGAGGAAAGACUGUAUUUGCUUGUUAAUUAACUGUCGGUGUUUUUUUGACCGACUAUUGUGAUUUUAUUUAAAAUUUAUAUGAACAGUGUAACUAGGAGUUAUUGGAAAGACUUUGCCAUUUUCAAACAUAUACUGCAGCUGUGCAUCAUUCAGAACCUCAUUGGGCCCUCAAGUAGCCAGUAUGGGUAAAACAUUUUUAGGUACAUUUUUCUUCUUUUGACAGAUUCCGUCACACUGACAUUAAUCUAAUGCUACUAAUGCUGCUAAUUUUUUUUAAAAAAAUAGUCAUAAAGUCUGUUGUAUUUAGUGAAGUUGAAUGCUACUUCUACAUUGAUUUUCUUGCCAAUCUGUAGGGACUUGCUUCUAAAUGAACUCAUUUAAUUUAUUUUAAUUACAUAAGCAUAUUUAAUUUCUACUAAUUUAUUUCUUUUCCUCUUUAUGGGCAUUUGAAAUUCUGUUGUUUAAACAAUGCACGGGAAUUCCUAUCCCACCUGUAUUCUAAUGCAGUUAUUUAUUUCAGAGAUUUAGUACAAACUUUGUUUUACAAACCUUCAACCAAAAAUAAGAAAAAAAAAUGACUGUGAAUCAUUUUGGGACCAACAGUAUAUUUUUUCCCAUAAAAUACUGGAAUAUUAGAGUAAAUUUAUUAUAUGAUUUAAGAGAAGCAUUGUUAUAUUGCAGAAAUCAAUAUUUUUAACAAAUGAAUUUUUUUUUUUUUUUUUAAACCAAGUGCCUUUAUUGCAGCCUUCUUUGUAGCGCUGUUAUUUUGUUAUGCUAUUAAGGAUAUUUUUAAACAGAAGAGUUGUUAAGUUUUAUUUUUUUUUUUAAUUCCUGUUUGUUAAUAAAUAUUUUAUUAUCUAUA
Molecule: messenger RNA, 2323 nt
Organism: Xenopus laevis (African clawed frog)
Lineage: Eukaryota; Metazoa; Chordata; Amphibia; Anura; Pipidae
Gene: chpt1.L
Product: choline phosphotransferase 1 L homeolog
Biological process (GO): phosphatidylcholine biosynthetic process; phospholipid biosynthetic process
Cellular component (GO): endoplasmic reticulum membrane; Golgi apparatus; Golgi membrane
Molecular function (GO): phosphotransferase activity, for other substituted phosphate groups; diacylglycerol cholinephosphotransferase activity
Source: RefSeq, marked provisional